UGAAAUAUUUGAUAUGGCUUCGCAAUUUGAUAUAGGAAGUCAAAGCAGUUCAAGUCAGCAACCUACAUUUGAUUCUUCUUCGUUUAGCGAAUUCUGUCGGUUUUUAGAAAUUGUUUCAAGAACAAAAGGUGAUGCAAAAAAGAAAAAACUACAAAAAUUCUUCAAUCUGGAUACUGAAAGAACAUAUCGCAUGAAAGAACAUGUUCUUGCUAAAACCUAUAUAAACGUCUUGGGUUUGUCGAAGGAUUCUCCCAAUGCUGAACGGUUAUUGCAUUGGAAAAUGCCCGGAAGCAACAAAAAUAAAAUUGCGGGUGAUUUUGCUUCUGUUGCUUUUGAAGUUAUUGCACCUCGAUCCACUGUCGUUAGUCAAGGAUCAAUGUCAAUUGAUGACGUAAAUCAGCAACUUGAUACGUUGAAUGCCUCUAGUGGCCAAGGUGAAUCGCGUAUCAUAAUUCGUCAUUUCUUUAUUAAAUGUACUGCCAUAGAACAAAAAUGGAUUAUUCGUAUCAUUUUGAAAGAACUUAAAAUUGGCAUGACUGAAAGGACUGUAUUUUCCGUCUUUCAUCCUGAUGCUUCGUCUCUUUUUAAUGUAUGCAGCGAUCUGAGAAAAGUUUGCACUGAAUUACAAGAUCCUUUUAAGAGAUUCACUGAUUCUGAAAUCUCCAUCUUUCGUCCAUUCAAACCAAUGCUUUCUAAAUCUAUUGCUAUUCAAAAUAUUCUCAAAACAAUGGGUGGUAAUUUUUGGAUUGAAGAAAAAAUUGAUGGUGCCCUAACAAAACAUAUACAUUCCUGUUUUCGUGAAGGUGUCCAAGAGAUUAUUCUUGAUGGAGAGAUGAUUACAUAUGAUCCCGCUUUAGACGUCUAUCAACCUUUUGGGUCCUUGAGAACUGUCUGCAAUGACAAAUCCGAUAAUGAACAUAAAAGCCGUCCAUGUUUUUUGGUUUUUGAUAUUGUACUACUUAAUGGAAAGUCUCUUGCUAAUUACACUUUGGAAAAGCGGCGCGAAUUUCUAAAAACUUUGAUUACAGAUAAACCAGGUUAUAUCCAGGUUAUUCCUCACAAGGUAGGAAAAUCUAUGAAAGAUUUGACUGAAGCUAUGGAUGAUGCUGUUAUGCAAAGAAAAGAAGGGAUUAUAAUCAAAAAACCUUCUAGUACUUAUAUUCUCAAUGAACGUAUCGAUGAUUGGAUUAAGGUCAAGCCUGAUUAUUUGGAUACACUUGGAGAUGACCUUGAUUUGAUUGUUAUUGGAAAAAGAGGCAGUAUGUUUGGAAGUUUUAUGUGCGGAUUAAGAGAUGCUAAAACAAUUAACAAUGAAAUUAGAAUAUUAUCAUUCUGUCGUUUUGGUACUGGGUUCACAAUGAAAGAAAGUGAAGAAUUAAAAUCAUUAGAAGGUUGGGAGCCUUUUGACUCUAACCGAAUACCAGACUGGCUUAUAAUCGGUCAUGAUAAACCGCAUCUGAUAAUUCCGCCAGAAAAGUCAGUUGUAGUUCAAGUGAGAGCAACUGAAAUAGUGGCUACAAAUGAAUUUGCGACUAAUUUCACCCUUCGGUUUCCUCGGUUCGAAAAACUUCGUCCAGAUAAGGAUUGGAGUUCUGCCGCUAGCGUGCAAGGUCCCAUAAUUGACUAUUUCCAAGUUAGGCGAUCUACUCUCCUUGAAACGUACACUUAUCAGAGUGGCCCAAUUGAGAAAAAAUCCAAGAUAUUCAUUAAUAUGAAGUUUUAUGUUAUGAUGACUAAAUAUAAAAGUUUCACAAAGUCAGAUCUGGAACGUAUGAUUAAAGAACACGGUGGCGAAUUUUUCCAACAUCCAGAUGCGUCUCCAAAUUUAUAUAUUAUUGCCGAAUCUCUAUCAAAUUUUCGAAUCCGUAAGCUUGCAGAAGCUGGGCAACAUGAUAUUGUACACCCGCGAUGGAUUGAAGAAUCUAUUAGUGCGCGUCGUGCCAUACCGUUGAAUCCAAGAUUCAUGUUAUUCAUUACCGAUGCUACAUCACAUGAAUUCAGCACAAGAAUGGAUCAGUUUGGUGACAGCUAUACGGAAAAAGUCGAUAUAGAUACCUUGAAAGAGCUCUUUGAACUUAAUCCUAUCGAGGAAAGAAUACACGAUGAUGCCAAACGUCGUCGAUUAAAUGACGAAAUAGAGAGUCGUUAUUUUGCUGAUACGAGUUUACCAAAUGCUAUCUUCAGACGUUGUGUAGUAUACAUUGAUUAUCCGCCUCUUAGAGAGAAUCCAGUGAUAGAUGACUUAUGGGCAUUACAAGAAGGCUGUCGUGAUAGAUUGAACCUUAUUGAAUUGAGUCUUCGUUAUCAAGACGCUCUAGUUACUGAUGAUUUAUAUUCAUCCAACAUAACCCAUGUGAUCUUUGAUGAAAGGGAUUUAAGUCGAGUCGAUGCUAUCAAAAAACACUACCAAAGGCGUCAGAAUGAAUCGAUGCCUUUGUUUGUGCGUUCGUCGUGGGUUACUGAUAGUGAAAAUUUAGGCGCGCUAUUAGAUGAAACAGGCAA
This is a messenger RNA of Cetraspora pellucida, 2502 nucleotides long. NCBI's taxonomy places the organism in Eukaryota, Fungi, Glomeromycota, Glomeromycetes, Diversisporales, Gigasporaceae. The record is from the annotation of a GenBank genome assembly.